This is a messenger RNA of Dentiscutata heterogama, 265 nucleotides long. NCBI's taxonomy places the organism in Eukaryota, Fungi, Glomeromycota, Glomeromycetes, Diversisporales, Gigasporaceae. The record is from the annotation of a GenBank genome assembly.
AUGACUAAUAAUUAUCAUUCUAUCGAAGACAUUGAAGAUGGUCAUCUGUCCGAAGAUGAUUUUAAAUCAUCGCGGCGUCUUUCAUUGUUGAAGGUUGUUGUUUUAGUAGUUUGUGCUGGACUUUUAUUUGGUUUAAUUAUUGUUGUAUUUCCUGUGAAUAAAGCUCUCGAUGGUAUAAUCGUUAGUGAUGAUCCUCGCCUUAUUGUUGCUAAAAACGGUGCCGUUGCUUCUGAAUUAGUGAAUUGCUCUGUUAUUGGUGUUGAUG